Molecule: messenger RNA, 884 nt
Organism: Ostreococcus lucimarinus CCE9901
Lineage: Eukaryota; Viridiplantae; Chlorophyta; Mamiellophyceae; Mamiellales; Bathycoccaceae
Exons: 2
Coding region: 110-499 (129 amino acids)
Source: RefSeq, a predicted model, not a curated record
AUUACUGAACUCAGAACGACCCGUCGACGCCCCGCGCGACGACACGGCGACGCUUGAAAUUUAAGCGUUACACGACACUCGCUCACACACAACCAACCUCGACGGUCAAAUGUCGGUCAACGUGCAAACCUCGCUCGAUCAACACGGGCUCACCGCGGAUGAACAAAUGGCGGUGUUCGCGUACAUGAACCGGUCGCAGCAGGUGAACGCGUACGAGGUGCAGCAGCACAUCGCGAACGGGACGAUUAAAUCGUUCGGUAAGGGUAUCUUGGGCGAAGCCCAGACGAAAAAGUUGAACGAGGCCAGUCGCCAGAAGAGCGCGCUCGAGAUCAUGGGCGAACACGAACGCGCGAAGCAGCGCGCGAAGGCGGAACGCAGAGCGGCGAAGGAGGCCAAGGUCGCCGCUCGCCUCGAAAGAGAAGAGUUCGAACGCACCGGCGGACAGGUCAAGAUGAGCAAGAAGGAACGAAAAAGGAUGGAGAUGGACAUGGAGGACUAAUGUAAGACGUAGUCCUCCUCGCGAUGGAAACGCGUCGAGCGACGAUUUGUCGCUCGUCGCGCGUCUUCGCGCGGCGUAUCGUACGUCUUCAAGAAUAUCCUCACAUCAACCGCACAUCUAUUCACGUUCCAACUUGCAACACAUCAACUUGGUACCUGGCCGUUAACGGUCGUUCGAACCGUCUUGCGCGACACGUUUUGCAUAGCCUUUAAGGCGGCGCGCUCGGAAACAGAGAUUUUUUAGCCCGUACGUACCACACGGGAUUGUUCGAAUUUGUAUAUCAAAUGAUUAGUUGUACAGUAUCAGUCAAGCCGCGAUAGCGAUGCGAUGCGAUGCGAUGCGGUGCGCACGAGUUUGAGCGUUUCGCGCGCGAGUAAAACUCGUC